This is a messenger RNA of Apodemus sylvaticus (European woodmouse), 2576 nucleotides long. It is a transcript of the gene Foxh1, whose product is annotated as forkhead box H1. The record is from RefSeq and is a predicted model, not a curated record. Lineage: Eukaryota; Metazoa; Chordata; Mammalia; Rodentia; Muridae. Gene Ontology annotation, biological process: regulation of DNA-templated transcription. Bases 863 to 2065 code for a protein of 400 amino acids. The transcript is spliced from 3 exons. Gene Ontology annotation, molecular function: DNA-binding transcription factor activity; sequence-specific DNA binding.
CCAGCCAGGGGUAGACUGUCAGAGGAAGUGAAAUCCCACUGCGUUCAUCCUCCCUGUGUGUCCCCACUCCCUUCUGCACUCGUGACUGUACCUUCCUUGGCACCAGCAAGGGUCUCAGUCCUUUGAUGGUACAAUGGGGAGGGGCUUCCCAGGAAAAGGUGAAUUCUCUAAACUUUUAGUGCUGAUGAAGGUCUUGGAUUGUUGACUCUGACACCAACCUCUGCUGCCAGCGCCCUGAUCCAACCCUCGAUGCAAACCUGCCUAUUGUAGUAGCCAGGAGAACUUAGAACAUAGAUGGUGACGGAGCCCAAGCAUGGACCCGCCAAUAUGGGUGCCUAUAGCAUACUCGUGGAAAGAUCACUCAAAUCUCUUGUUCCUGGGGACAGACUCUAUUCCUUUUUGGUCCAGAGGUCUGUCAGCCUGUAUCCCAACCCCCAUUGAGUCCUGAGCAGAGUUCCCCACCUCAGGCUUGACUUCUUUUGACUGCUUUGUCUUGAACCCCUGGGAAUUCCUCAUCCCUCUUGGGGUAGUUUGGCUCGAGAAGUCACUUCCCGUCUGUUAAAUGGAAGCUAGGAACCUGACCCAGACAGAUGAGGUAUCCUGGGGUAGACCUCUUUCAAGGGCUUUUCCUUUAGGUUAUAGGGUUGUGCCCAGGCACCCAAAGGCAACCUGGGAGUGGAGACUGAUUUCGGAGGCUACCAAAAGUUCCUAUUGGAAUCUUUUCUGCCCUUCCCUCCUAGAUUAACUGAAACCUGCUAAUUGUGGCUGCCCACACACGUUCCCCUCCCCCACAGCCUCCUUCUCUCACCCCUCCCCCUUUCAUCAGAAUGAUAAAGAAAGGGCCUGGCCUGCCUGUCCCAGCAUGGCCUCGGGCUGGGACCCAGCCUCUACUUACAGUCCUACUACCCUGAGCCCCCAGUUAGUCCAGGUCCCGGCUCAGGGCUACCUCCCUUGUAUGGGGCCUCGAGACAACUCUCAACUGAGGCCUCCAGAGGCAGAGUCUCUUUCGAAGACCCCCAAGAGGAGGAAGAAGAGAUACCUACGGCAUGACAAGCCCCCCUACACCUACUUGGCCAUGAUCGCCUUGGUAAUUCAGGCCGCACCCUUCCGCAGGCUGAAACUGGCUCAGAUUAUCCGUCAGGUCCAGGCAGUGUUCCCCUUCUUCAGGGACGACUAUGAGGGCUGGAAGGACUCCAUCCGCCACAACCUUUCCUCUAACCGGUGCUUCCGUAAGGUGCCCAAGGACCCUGCAAAGCCCCAGGCCAAGGGCAACUUCUGGACGGUGGACGUGAGCCUGAUUCCUGCAGAGGCGCUGCGCCUUCAGAACACUGCCUUGUGCCGUCGCUGGCAGAACCGGGGCGCACACAGAGCUUUCGCCAAGGACCUGAGCCCCUACGUGCUCCACGGCCAGCCUUAUCUGCCACCGAGUCCCCCGCCACCAUCUAGGGAGGGUUUCAGCAUCAAGUCCCUGCUAGGGAACCCUGGGAAAGAAUCCACAUGGCCCCAACAUCCUGGGCUAGCUGGACAGAGCACCCCAGCUCAGGAAGGCACGUUGUCAAAGGGGGACGAAGGGGUGGGCACUGGACCCUCCGACUCCUCCGAUAAACCUCCGUGGCCCCUCUGCUCCCUUCCUGGGCCCACGAGGAUAGAGAGGGAGAGUUCCCAAGGGGAAGUCAUCAGGCCUCCCCUUCCCCCAGAUCAAGGCUCCUGGCCCCUUCACUUACUUCAGGAUUCGGCAGAUUCCAUGGGAAUGUCCAGGAGGGGGAGCAGAGCUUCCCUGUGGGGACAGCUACCUACUUCUUACUUGCCCAUCUACACACCCAAUGUAGUAAUGCCCUUGGCCACACUACCUACCACCUCUUGUCCCCAGUGCCCAUCUUCAGUCAGCCCAGCCUACUGGAGCGUAGGCACUGAAUCCCCAGGGUCCCAGGACCUGCUCUGUGAUCUCGAUUCCCUCUUUCAGGGAGUACCACCCAACAAGAGCAUCUAUGAUGUGUGGGUCAGCCACCCUAGGGACCUGGCAGCUCCCGCCCCGGGGUGGCUCCUUUCCUGGUACAGCUUGUAAUAUCCUAGGGCAGAAAGGGCUGCUUCUCCCUUCCACACAUGGAUACCAUCUUGAUGAACCGGGGCUAGGAGUGUGUCCCCAGCAACAGCUUUAAAACACCAGGCACAGCCUUGCUAAAAACCCACAGCUUUAAUUAGGUUACUCCAGAAAGGGUUUUGUCUCUGCUAGUUAGGAAGGUCUGGCCAGUCAUGCCUUCGACACUCUGACGGGCAGGGACCAGAUCUGGAGAGUGGGGCUCAGCCUGGAUAGUGCUUCCUCUUGAUCCCACCUUCUCAGGCCCUCAAGCCAUCCAUCUAUCUAUCCCUCUGUCGCCGUGCCUUCCUGGCUCCAGGCUGGGGGAGGGAGAACCAAAAGUGGGUCCAACCUGAAGUCUUGCCCUCUCUCAACUGCCUGGGUAGAAGGUAGCACCUUUCGGGGAAAGGGUUAAGAAAUUAAAGACUAGACCAUACGCGAUUUUGGUGUAAUGGAAGUAGGGGAUUGAUUAACAGUAAAGGAAUUUACAACAUUUUAA